This is a messenger RNA of Solanum verrucosum, 1856 nucleotides long. Its product is annotated as pentatricopeptide repeat-containing protein At1g59720, chloroplastic/mitochondrial. The record is from RefSeq and is a predicted model, not a curated record. Gene Ontology annotation, molecular function: RNA binding; zinc ion binding; protein binding. The transcript has a single exon. NCBI's taxonomy places the organism in Eukaryota, Viridiplantae, Streptophyta, Magnoliopsida, Solanales, Solanaceae. Gene Ontology annotation, biological process: RNA modification. Bases 1 to 1806 code for a protein of 601 amino acids.
AUGAUUCUAUCAACAACACCAACAAGGCCAACAACUCUCACCAUCAACACCAAUACUAGUGAGCAUCGACGCCAUAUCCUCCAAAUCUUGACACAAUGCACUUCAAUUUCUCAGCUCAAACAAGUACACGCUUAUACUCUUCGAACAACCCCAUUAGACCACCCAGAUGCCCUUUUCCUCUACAGCAGAAUUCUCCAUUUUGCUGCCAUGAAUGAUCUUGAUUAUAGUUUUAAACUCUUUGGUAAUUUGGAAAACCCCAAUUCCUUCAUUUGGAAUACUCUAAUUAGAGGUUGUGCUCAUAGUAAUGAUCGUAAAGGUGAAGCCUUUUUGCUUUUUCAAAGAAUGGUUAAGAGUGUUGAGCCUGAUAAACAUACUUUCCCGUUUGUGCUCAAGGGUUGUGCUUAUCUUUUUGCUCUUUCUGAAGGGAAACAAGCACAUGGGGUUGCGCUGAAACUUGGGUUUGAUUCAGAUGUGUAUGUGAAUAAUAGUUUGAUUCAUUUUUAUUCGUCUUGUGGGUGUUUGAAGGAUGCGAGGAAGGUGUUUGAUGAAAUGCCUGAGAGAAGUUUGGUUUCUUGGAAUGUUAUGAUUGAUGCUCUGGUUCAAUCGGGUGAGUUUGAAAAUGCGUUGAGAAUGUUUUCGGAGAUGCAGAAGGUGUUUGAGCCUGAUGGGUAUACGAUGCAGAGUGUUCUUGAUGCUUGUGCUGGUUUGGGUGCGUUAUCGUUGGGGAUGUGGGCUCAUGCUUAUAUUUUGAGGAGGUACGAGAGUUUCUUGGAUUUUGAUUUGCUGGUGAAUAAUUGUUUACUGAAUAUGUAUUGUAAAUGUGGUUCGGUGGAUAUAGCUGUUCAGGUUUUCGAGAGGAUGAAUAGACGUGAUUUGAAUUCUUGGAAUACGAUGAUAUUAGGAUUUGCAAUGCACGGGGAGGUUGAGGCAGCAUUUCGUUGUUUUAACCAAAUGGUUAGUAAAAGAGUAAUGCCUGACUCGAUCACAUUCGUUGGUAUUUUGAGUGCUUGUAAUCAUAGGGGCUUGGUUGAUGAGGGUCAUAGCUAUUUUGAUAAAAUGGUUUCCGAGUAUAAGAUUAGGCCUGUUUUAGAGCACUAUGGUUGUCUUGUUGACCUUUUGGCACGUGCGGGGUGUAUUGACAAAGCUCUUGAUGUUGUAUCAAACAUGCCAAUGACACCUGAUGCAGCAAUAUGGAGGAGUCUUCUUGAUGGUUGCUGCAAGAAAAAUGCUGACAUAGAGUUCAGUGAAGAAGUGGCUAGGAAAAUAAUGGAGUCUGAAGGAAGUGACACUAGCGGUGUUUAUGUUCUUCUGUCAAGAGUAUAUGCAACUGCUAACCGAUGGGACGAGGCUGGAAUGAUUAGGAAAUUGAUGACCGAUAAGGGUAUUAGAAAAGAUCCGGGUUGUAGUUUAAUUGAAAUUAAUGGUGUUUUCCAUGAGUUUUUCGCUGGAGAUACUUCUCAUUUGCAUACUAGAGAAAUUUACGAGUUUUUGGAUGUUAUAGAAAAAAGACUCAAAGCAGCAGGGUAUGUUCCUGACCUGUCACACGCAUCAACGGUUGAUGAACUUGAUAAUGGAAAGAGACAGUCACUUAAACUGCACAGUGAGAGACUUGCCAUUGCUUAUGGACUUCUGAAACUAAAACCAGGUACUCCUUUACGCAUUUUCAAGAAUUUGCGUAUAUGCAGUGACUGUCACAAUGUAACCAAAUUAAUUUCAGAAGUCUUUAAUGUUGAAAUUAUUGUUAGAGAUCGUGUUCGGUUUCAUCACUUUAGGAAUGGGUCCUGUACCUGCAAAGAUUAUUGGUGAAAAUAAUGUAUACUAACAUUUAUAAAUCCAAUUGUCAGUUCAUAUGCUUC